Peronospora belbahrii is the source of this 1167-nucleotide messenger RNA. NCBI's taxonomy places the organism in Eukaryota, Oomycota, Peronosporomycetes, Peronosporales, Peronosporaceae. The record is from the annotation of a GenBank genome assembly.
AUGACGGAUGAUCAGCAGAAGCUCAAGAUGGCUCUGGCAGUCGAAGAAGAAGAAGAAGUUAAAAGCAGUGACCAGAUGGAAGAAGAUAUCCAGACGCCUGUUUCUUUGUCCAAUGAUGUCUCUACGACGAGUCUUGGUGGACGAGUGCGUAAGACUACACAGAUGUUUACGUUCACGCAAGUCAAAAGCGACGAGGCAGACGAGUUUUUGCCUCCUGUAGGUAAAGGAUCCAAAGUGCGCGAUAUGGAGUUUGUCAGGAGUAAUGUCGAAGCCCUUGGCAAGAAGCAUUUAGAAAUGAUCAAGCAGCUGUACAGUAUCAUGUUCGGACGUCGUUUCAAGCAGAAGAAUGUGAAAGUGAUUAAGGAGCAUAUUCUAGACUUCUCAGGCAUCGUCGAGCAGGACGAGAAGUCUCGUGAGCAGCUGGUUGCCAAGAUGUGCAAGUGGAAGUUGAUCUUUGUUCACCAAGUGAUGGAUUUUUUGGCGAUAGAUCGUUCCAAGAAGUCUUUUGAUGAAAAGGGGAAGCCAUUAAACAAGGAAGGUCUCUUGGAACGUUUGGUUGAUUGGCUCUACAACCCUCAAGAGACGCAGCUCGGUGAAAAGAAAGCCAUGAUCGCUGCCAAAAAAGCGAAACAGAAAGCGAACAAGCGGGCAAAAACCACGAAGAAGAGCGAGAGUGAGUUACCGAAGAAGAAACGGAGGACUAUUAAGAGGAAAGGUGUUGUUGAAGAGGAAAAUCAAGACGAAAACGACGAUGAGUCGAUGGAGGCUGAGUCUUCUAGCGACAUUGAACAAUCGAAGAGGACAAUUAUGAAAAAGAAGACAUUUGCCCGUCAACCGAAGAAGUCGCGCAUUGUAGAAAGUGACAACGACGACGAUGAGAGAGAAAAUGAGAUGAUUUGCUCUGCCGAGAAGGAUAAGUUACAGUCUGGUGCCGAUAAGCCUGCGAAUGAGGUGAAUGGUGCCAAUAAUGAAGAAACCAAGUGCAAGGGAGAGAUAUUGGAUGCUGACGUCUGCAAUAAGGUCCGAGGCAUCAUUGCGAACGGCAACGCUGAAGAACUGACCGUGAAAAAGAUUAUACGUCAAUUGAGUGCUGAUUUAGGUCGUGAUAUGUCUGGACAAAAGAAAGCAAUCAAGGAGUUCAUUACAACCGAUUUGAUGGAGAUAUGA